CGGGAGGAAUUGGUGGGGGUGUAAUCCCUUAUUGAUUCCUCGUGCCCUUUCCCUCCCGAGAACGUGAAGAAGUGCGUCCAGUUGAUCAAUGCCGACCAUGAUCCGUCCACAAUCAUGGCUGGAAAGUCGAAAGCGAGCGCUAUGGGCGCUGCUGUUGCUGUGCGCUGUCCAUUGGGUGAUUGCCAAAAACCCCAAGGACGACUUCUGUCGGAGAUUCGCACACCAGACGACGGUCAUCGAUGACAAGCUGUACAUUGAUGGGGGCUGGGUCAACUUCGAUGACUUUCAACAGACACACGAAAACUACUCCAACACCUGGCUAGCAUACCACGAUCUCAACCACCUUGUAUCCCGAAACUCCGAACUUUGGCCCGACCUGAACAUCAGCCUGAGCAAGAACGACAGCAUUCCCUCGGUGAAUGGUGGGAUGCUAUGGGGCGACAGCGUUAACAAGCGAUUCUACGUCUACGGAGGCGAGUGGAACGGCGGCUUUGCACAAGACCCCUACACUCUUCUAAGCUACGACAUCCUCUACGAUAAAUGGGAUGACUUUGGAGCGCCCGACAUCAGCCCCCCGCCGAAGCUCGCCUCCUACGGUGCCGGAGUCGGCGUAUCGGAGACUGGUAUGGGCUAUUACCUUGGAGGAUGGAUCAGCAAUGCCUCCAUGAGUGGAUGGACCCAGCCGCGAACGAUGAGCUCGAACUUCUACUCGUACGCCUACGAUACAGGCAAAUUCUCGCAGGCAGCCGGCCCUGAUAAAAAUCCGAGAGCAGAAGGUGGGAUGGUCUGGCUCCCAGCUGGCGAUGCCCUCGGACUCCUUGUGUACAUGGGUGGUGUUCUCAGCCCAAAUGGGAAUGGCACGGAAGCUCCUCAAGCUUUUGACGAAGUCUUUGUGUUUGAUGCCCAGGGCAAUUCAUGGUCGAGUCAGAAGACCACGGGAGAGAUACCACAGAAUCGGCGCCAAUUCUGCGUUGACGUUGCAUGGGCACCCGAUAAGUCGAGCUUCAACAUCUACUUGUGGGGAGGACUGAGCGUGCAGCCGCCGGUUGUGAAUACCACCUCGUUCAACGAUAUCUACAUCUUGACCCUCCCCUCGUUCAUCUGGGUCAAGGCGUAUCCUGACCACCAUGGAAACGCCACGCUGCCUCCGGAAUACGACCAUUACAGCGCUUCCUGCAAUAUGGUCAAGUCGAUGUCGCAGCUGUUUGUCAUCGGCGGCACCUACACGGACACGGAUGCCUGCGACCUCGCCGUCGACGCGUGGGCGAUGCACAACUUUUGGACGGGGACGAGCCAGAACGCUGGCGAUAACGAGACGUACUGGGCAUUGUACGAUCCUUCUGUCAAGACCAAUGUCGUUCCUAUUGACGUCUACAACGUCACUGGCGGAGACAAGGAAGGCGGCGCCACACUCUUGGCGCCAAAGUCUGGGUUUGACUCGGGCAACAAGCCGCUCCAGGAUCUUCUAGGGCGAAGGCCCUCGAUCCCAGAGCGUUCUCCGACCCGCAAAGUCACCUUCGAGACCAAGUCGCCGACAUCGACGCCGACACCCGACACGGGAUCGGCGCUCUCUACUGGCGCUAUCGUCGGCAUUGCAAUUGGCGGCGCCGCGGUUCUAGCACUCAUCGUGGCCGUAUGGUUCUGUAUCGGCCGAAGGGUCGUCCGCCGUCGCGAGGAGCGGCGUCUGUCCCAAAUGACGCAGACACAGACGCAGCCUUUGUACUAUGGAGGCAGCCCUGCUACUCAGCCGAGCCUCGUCAGCCCACACACGUCGGUGGGAUACUGGGGAUCCAGUCCAACGAGCCCGCAGAUGGUGACGCCACACCAGACCACCCUGAUGCCGCCGUCUGAGCUCCCUGCAGAACAUCACAACGACGUACACGGUGUCAGCGAGCUUCCCCAACAGAGGGAGAGCGACAAAGGCGCUGUGUCCCCUGUUGGCGUGCCGUCUCAAGGUCAUUCUCCCGCUCCUGCUGCUAGUGUAACGCCAGAAGUACACCACUAUGGAUUUUGACCCUGUGAAGCUAGUAAGAGGGGUAUGACUAGGGUUUGGGUUAGCUGGACGGAGAGAUAUACAAAGGCCGCAUCACUCGUAGUCAUUGAGUGAAGGACAGCGACUUUUGGACAUCUUGCAAGUUUUGUCUUCUAUUAUAGGCCUCAGUGCCAGUUGCAUUCACGGCCAGC
Messenger RNA from Ilyonectria robusta, 2184 nucleotides. RefSeq lists its product as uncharacterized. NCBI's taxonomy places the organism in Eukaryota, Fungi, Ascomycota, Sordariomycetes, Hypocreales, Nectriaceae. Bases 89 to 2014 code for a protein of 641 amino acids. The record is from RefSeq and is a predicted model, not a curated record. The transcript has 4 exons. Gene Ontology annotation, molecular function: protein binding.